AUGGAAGAUUUAGAAAGAGUAAAAGAACUAAAAGCUUUUGAUGAAACAAAACUUGGUGUUAGAGGACUUGUUGAUGCAGGGAUUACAAAGGUCCCUCGUAUUUUCUAUCAACCACCUGAUAGCACCAAGAAGGCAUCAGAGUCAGGGGACACAACAACUAUUCCUGUGAUAGAUCUUGCUAACAUUCUUGAAGAUCCGUGUGCACGCAAAAGGGUCGUCGAAAGUGUUAGAGAUGCAUCAGAGAUAUUUGGAUUUUUCCAGAUUGUAAAUCAUGGCAUCCCAGUGAGUACGUUGAAUGAAAUGAAAGAUGGGGUGGUAAGUUUUUUUGAGCAAGAUAGUGAGGUCAAAAAGAAAUAUUACACUCGUGAAAGAAAACCCUUUGUGUAUAAUAGUAAUUAUAAUCUUCUAUAUACAUCUGAUCCAAUUACUUGGAAAGAUACCUUCCUUUGUAACAGGGCUCCUAAUCCCCCCAAACCAGAAGACCUUCCAGCUGUAUGCAGGAACAUACUGCUGGAAUACUUGAACCAUGUAAUGAAAGUGGGUACUUUAGUGUUUGAGUUACUAUCAGAAGCUCUUGGUCUAAACCCAACCUAUUUAAUAGAUAUUGGUUGUGCUGAGGGCUUAUCUGCUUUUGGCCACUAUUAUCCAUCAUGUCCUGAACCAGAAUUAACUAUAGGAACAGUAAAACACGCCGAUAUUGAUUUCAUCACAGUGCUUCUACAAGAUCAUAUAGGUGGCCUCCAAGUUCUUCAUAAGGAUAUGUGGGUUGAUGUACCUCCUAUACCAGAGGCUUUGGUGGUUAACAUCGGUGAUUUUUUGCAGCAUUUUCUGUUCAUUUUCAAGAAUCAAAUCUUUUACAACGCUGCAGAGCCUUAG
Molecule: messenger RNA, 876 nt
Organism: Medicago truncatula (barrel medic)
Lineage: Eukaryota; Viridiplantae; Streptophyta; Magnoliopsida; Fabales; Fabaceae
Product: 1-aminocyclopropane-1-carboxylate oxidase homolog 1
Exons: 3
Coding region: 1-876 (291 amino acids)
Source: RefSeq, a predicted model, not a curated record